This is a messenger RNA of Protopterus annectens (West African lungfish), 2801 nucleotides long. It is a transcript of the gene BET1, whose product is annotated as Bet1 golgi vesicular membrane trafficking protein. Gene Ontology annotation, biological process: vesicle fusion with Golgi apparatus; endoplasmic reticulum to Golgi vesicle-mediated transport. Bases 350 to 691 code for a protein of 113 amino acids. The record is from RefSeq and is a predicted model, not a curated record. Gene Ontology annotation, cellular component: SNARE complex; Golgi trans cisterna. Gene Ontology annotation, molecular function: SNAP receptor activity. The transcript has 4 exons. NCBI's taxonomy places the organism in Eukaryota, Metazoa, Chordata, Ceratodontiformes, Protopteridae.
GUGGGUUAAUACACUUCAAUAUCGCCCAUCGCCAACAACAAUAUACGGCUAAGACACAAUUGCAAACAAAACACCAUUAUUACAUCAACUGUCAAUGCCACCACUUCCAGCAGGCUAUUUCGAAACUGAAACUACAUUACCCAAAAGGAAGUUAAAGAUGUUGUGCGACUUGACGUCACCACUCUAGUGGUGUCGUGGCGUUUUCAACUUUUCACGCCGGUAGUGCAAAUCUUCGUUGUAAGAGAUCCGCUGUGUACAGCUGAUUGGAAUUUGUACCAAAAUACAGGACAAGAAGAAGCUUAGCUUGUCAAAACACUAGUUAACAGUGAUAGUUGUCUGAAGACUGGUCAUGAGGCGUGCUGGCCUUGGAGAAGGAACAACUACGAAUACACACACAGCGAGUGGUUAUAGUGUGUAUGAAGAAGAGAAUGAAAACUUAACUGAAGACCUUCGUGCAAAAGUCACUGCUUUAAAAUCGCUGAGCAUAGAUAUUGGGAAUGAAGUCAAGCAGCAAAAUACGUUUUUGUCAGGAAUGGAUUCCACUUUUGACUCGACAGGUGGAUUUCUGGGUGCUACAAUGGGCAGACUCAAAAUCCUUUCUCGUGGGAGCCAUUCAAAAGUGAUUUGCCAUAUGCUGCUGUUUGCAUUAUUUGUAUUUUUUGUACUUUAUUGGGUUAUUAAACUGAGAUGAAGAAAAGUUGCCACACCUUAUUGUUCUACUUUAUCUUGGAAAUAUUUACCCAGAAGAACUCCGUCUUCUUAUGUGCAGUCCAAUCCAAGUUCCUGAAGUUUGAGAAAAUAUUGAAAUGCUUGAAGAUAUUACCAUCAUAUGUAGCUCAAUCACAGUGAAGAUCAACACUUCUUCAUAGUGGUGAUAUCCUCUGUUAAUAGUACAAGACUUAACUACCAAGGAAUUUAAUGAGCAGUCUUUGAUUACAGCCCUUGGAUCUUGUUCUACAUAGUGUAAACAUUUUUCUUAUUUGGAUAAAGGUAUAUUAUUUAAAAAUAAGUGUAUAACUUGGAAAAUGCCGUGCAUCUUAUCCCCAUUUUUAUUACUGUAGUCAGUAACUGUAUUAAAAACUGUUAGCUCUCUUAGAAACUGGUCUCCAUACAGUACUAGCUGUGUAGCUUUUUCAAAUAUGGCUAUAUUUUUCAGAAUCACAGACUUUUGUAUUAUUUGAUACUGUUAAGAUUUAAAGUCCUAAGUGUACCAUAGUACAGCACAUUAGACGUCUGACUGUUAACUUGAUAGAAACACUUUUUUUCCUGCAGAAUUGUUUUCUUGUAACAAACCACCACAGAAGCAUUUUGGAAUGCUAGCAGAGAAGCUUUUGCUUGGUCAAUUACAACACAGAAGGUUUUGUCCUUUAAAUACCUAACAAAUCAGUUGACUUGAUUUUUCCAACACUGCAGACUGUGAGUGCAAAAAGCAGCAUGUGAUCCACCUAGUCAAAUUCCUUUUACUAAAUCAAGUAUUACCAUGUCAGAAGCUGUCAGUAUGCAGUAUGUAAGAGCUAGGAGUGUAACACAGUAAUCUCUAAUGAUUCCAUGUUGUUGGCCAGCAAGUACACAGAAGGAAUCUAAAUGGUUCUUGAUUUGCAAGGCAGCUUUACUGUUUAUCUUUAUUUUUUAUAUUUGCAGAAGCAAUGAAAUAGGCUUGAAUUAAAGUCCACUCUCACAUGCAGUUUAACUCGCUCCCAAGAUUUCUAUUCUUCCUACAGCUUCUGUUCCAGUGUGAUUUAGUUAUCAGGAACCAGUCUGUACUUUAUAAAACAUUUGGAAUCAAAGCUUAGCGACUUGCAUGAUUUGUUAGAGAAAUUUAUAUCUGCCUGCAUGGCAUACCAGAGAAAUAGGGAAAUCUGUAAUUUUUCCUGUAUGGUAGGGUCCACACGCUGAUGUCAACAGGGGCUAGGGUCUGAGUCUACAUGUUUCAAUUGUUUCAUUGUUUUGUUAAGUUGGUCAGUCAUUUGAUCCUGUUUCGUACCUUCAGGAAGCUUUUAACCUGAAGGUUCAGGUUUCAUUAGGGUGGGUUUCCUCUGGGUGCUCCAGUUUCCUCCUAGAUUCCAAAGACAUGCUGUACGUGGAUUGGACACUCUAAAUUGGUCAUAGGUGAGAGAGUGCAUGUGACUGAGUGUACGAAUGAGCUACUACAGCAGGGCUAACCACUCAGCGCUUAAAACCUUGGCUCAAGAUGAUUGUCCCUGCUGAAGUGACAUCUCAACCCCAUGUGCAAAAUGUGAAAAGGGGUUGAGGAUGGAUGUUUGGAUCGAUGGAUGAUAGAGGGCUACGUGCUCUUCAAGAAGCUAACAGCAUCCUGUCUUCAUGCUUGUUUUAUGUAUAGCCUCUUGCUGGCAGAGAAGUUGUAUCAUUUCAUUGUGACAUGUAGUGAAGUAAUGGUUAUGUAAUGUACUAUUUACCUAAGUGGUUUAUGCUUUCACUUUGCAAGCCAAUGCAUUUAUGCUUUUUUUCCAUAGUGUAUAGCUGUUUUGAUUUGGAUGGUGUGGAACAAUAUGAUUUGAUAUGAUAUGAUCUGCAGAAGUACCUUUCAUGUUGUAACUGCUAAUCAAUGUACUAUUGCCAUAUGUGUUACUUUCAGUGUGUUAGUGUGGUCAUAUUAGAAAGGGGCAUAACAAGUGUUGUAAGAUGUCCUUAGAAUGGGCAGUACAGAAAUCAUUACUGCUGAUUGAAGAAAAAUAACCAGAAUAUGAAAAAGAUGCACAGUAAGACAAAUUGAAGAAGAUAAUGUUGGCUAGAACACUGCUGCAUUGUAAUGGAAAUAAACAUGGAAGUUUUAAAGUGAA